Messenger RNA from Gilbertella persicaria, 4422 nucleotides. RefSeq lists its product as uncharacterized. Gene Ontology annotation, molecular function: sterol binding; protein binding; sterol transfer activity. The coding region runs from base 70 to 4302 and encodes 1410 amino acids. Lineage: Eukaryota; Fungi; Mucoromycota; Mucoromycetes; Mucorales; Choanephoraceae. Gene Ontology annotation, cellular component: cytoplasm; endoplasmic reticulum membrane; endoplasmic reticulum-plasma membrane contact site. Gene Ontology annotation, biological process: intracellular sterol transport. The record is from RefSeq and is a predicted model, not a curated record. The transcript is spliced from 12 exons.
CAACGGUAGCAGAGUUUUUUGCUUUUUCUUUCUUUUUUUUUUUAAAAAAAAGGGUAGUUGAUAAAGAAAAUGCAACUACCAUUAGACAAUACUCAGUCAAAUCUUUUGACUCUCUAUGAUGCUAUUACAGACUCGCCUGUUUAUAGGUCCUCUAGCUUGCAUUUUGAUGAUCAACUCGACCUAUUGGAAAAAUGGUUAGACUCACUCUCGAAAAACAUGAAGCUCUAUGUAGACAAACUCAAUAAGUUCAACCUUGAAACCAACACGCUGUGUAAAAAAGUUAUCCCGGUGGGUAUUGAUGAUGCCAUGAUAGAUCCAAACUUUACUGCUGCUAUCAUUAGAAGCUUUUCUGAUGCGCUUCAAACUAGUUUAGCAUUCAAGACAAAAUUGGUCUCAGAUCUAGAAGACAAUUUUAUACAACCACUUCAGUCGUUUCUCAAGACAAACUUGAAGGAAUUCAAAGAGUUUAGAAAGCAGCACGAAAAGACUCUAGAAAAAUACGAGGCACAGUUAUACAAAUACGCAGGACAAAGUAAGACAAAAGAAGCCUCGGCUGUUAGAGAGGAAGCAUUCCGACUAUAUGAAGCAAGAAAGGCAUAUGUUCGUAUGUCCGGACAGCACGUUGUGCGUAUUUUGCAUUUCCGUUCAUUGCUCGAACAUUUCUUGGUCGAUAUUUUUUCUUCGGCUACAAAUUCUCAUCUCAAAGACUUUGAAGGAAGCUCUGGUUCUUGGACAAAGUUACAAGCCAACUUGAGUUCUUGGAAGCGAUGGUUAUUGGAUGACAAAGAGACAUGCAGUUACCAGUUAAACCGAUUACAGUCAUCUCGUAUCACUCUAGAGAACAAAUAUCUAGCCUUAGUUCGUCCUGCUCGGGAUUUAGAAAAAUAUACAGGAAACACAGCACAGACUGCAUUAAGUAGUCGACAUUCAUUGGACUUUUCAUCUGUGAUGAGUAACAACAGUCGGCAGAAUCAUAAAUGGGGCUAUUUGUUUGUACGUGGUGUUAGAAGCAGCUGGAUAAGACGAUGGUUCUUUAUUUAUGACGGUUGCUUUGGGUCAUGCAAUAUCAACCCAACGACAAAGCUCAAAGGCACAAUUACAAUGGGUGACCGUGUGUCUGUAUUACUCUGUGAUAUUAAGCCUGUUAUUGAUAGCGAUCGACGAUUCUGUUUUGAAGUCAUGUGUGCUCACCAGCCCUCAUUUGUACUCCAAGCUGAGACCGAAGAAGAAAUGCGUGAAUGGAUAGGUGCUUUUGAAAAAGCAAAGCGAUUGAUGUUACAAAACGAACAAUUGGAUUUAAAGACUGGAACUGCUCUAGCUUCCACAGCUAAUACCGAAUCUGAUAUAGCAUCGUCUUCACCCAAGACGAUGCCUUAUAUUCUGGAUGAUAAUUCGGCUUAUAACAGCUCAGGAGCAUUAGAUCAGGUCGCUUCUCCUGAGCAACUUGUACAAAAGCCUUCUAUUGUCAUGUUAUCCUCUUCGCCUGAAAAUGAUCAACAAUCACUCUCUCAGUCCACUUCUCUCACUCCUUUGCUUGUUUGGGAAGCAUCUCGUGUUUCACUAGGAGCCAAUAAUACUAGUAGUACCAAUGCUACCAACGCUACUACUUCAUUAACAUCAACAGCUAUUUCUGGAUCUCCUGCCAACCAGUCACUCUCUACAGCUGCGCUUUCUCUGGAAUCAAACUCAAAUCAACAUGCUGAAUCCUCAAGCAACACUGCAACUAACACAAGCAAUAAUACGAGUUCUUCAUGGGGUAUUCCUUGGGCUUUAGUGCCUAGUAUGUUCCAAGGCGGUAGCAGUGAUGAUAUUACCAGCGAGUUACCUCCUACGCCUGGCUCACCUAGCUUGCCAACUGUGACUGAUGCAGAUGGGCAUCAGGUUAUUUGGCCUAUGAGAGUCGAUGACUCCAGCAUACCUAAAGUUGAAUUGGCAGGUUAUCCUCCUUCAUUAGAAUCUCGAAACAAAGAGCUCCGUCAUUUGUUUGGCGGUGUCAAUCCUCAUGAAGUUGUACUUACUGCUUUUGUUGGUCUAUUAAAGAAAGAGCCUUUGAAUGAACCAAUGAUGGAGCCUAAAGAACCAGAAUUACCUGCUUCACCCACUGUGACAAGCAGCCCUGUUGAUAUUCUUGAACAAGAACUCAAUGCACAGCUGUCUAGCACAAUCAGAGAGCCUUCAUCAAAGCAUGGCUACUCAUACACAGGCCGUGGCUUUAUUACGCAAGAGACUUUUUGGUUCUAUAGUUGUAUUUUGAUGACAUGCGUCAACACAGUUGCUAUUCGUCUGAGUGAUAUCCAAAACAUUCGACUCAUUCGUGACCCUUCUGUCACAAACGUAGGCAUCAGCUCCAAUUUAGCAUUGGCGAUUGAUUAUGAUAAUGAUGCUGGAUCAAAUAAGGCUCAAAGCCCAUUGAUUUUUACGACUUUGAUGGACGAUGUUGAAGUGCUUGCUGAAAAACUGAAAUUUGCUGUCUCCAAUGCCAAGGGUAAAGAGCCUGCACCACUUCAAGUUACAUAUGAUAUUAUUCAUAGUCUUUCAGCCGCUGUCAACAAGAACAAGAACAGUAAUCAAGUCAAGACGAUCAUCAAAUCCUCUGCUGAGCCAAUUCGUUCAAACUCAGAUAUUACCAAUACUUCCACCAUUUCCUUCAGUUCGUCCGAUGGAAGCAUCACACCACUACCCAGUCGAUCAAGCGAUCCUAAAAAGAAAGCAUCAAAAGCCCCUCGUAAAUACUCAGCACCUGCUCAGCCUAAAUCUGGUGCAUUAGCAGCAGCAAUGAUGGCCGCUACGGUAGCAGGAGGUAGUGGAAUUUUGGAUGCUAGAAAAGGACUUCACGAGGAAUCUCGUCAUUUUCUGAGAGGUAAAAAGUCAAAAUCGAACCUAUCCCAUCAUGAAGAAGCUGAGGACGAUAUUCCUUUGCCCAAUUCUACCGUUGCAACCUCCUCACCUGCACUUUCUAAAGUAACAGAGAGUAUAGAAACAGCUGAAGCCGAUACCAAAAAUCCUCAUGAUGUCCCAGAGGAUUUCAACAUACCAACAGAACCUGUCUCUUGUGGUUGUACUGAUCAUUUGGAUAAAUUAGAAUCAGAAAUUGAAUUGCCUAUUUCUGCCAAACAUCUAUUUUAUAUUCUGUUCUCUGAAGACAAUCCUAAUUGUUUAGAUAUCUGGGAGAAGAAGACUGCCGAGAACAAAAGUAGAGACUUGACAAUGACAUCGUGGCAGAUGGUAGAUGGCAAGAAAGAGCGUACUCUCAAGUACAUUAUACCCGUUAACAACUCAAUGGUUAAAGUGAAAGAAGCAGAAGCUGUUGAGAAGCAAACAAUAGAAAAAGCAGACGAGUAUCUACGAUAUGUUAUCUUGACAACAACAAAGACUGCUCAACUUCCUUAUGCUGAUGCAUUCAUGCCAUUUGUGAAAUACUGCAUUACUUGGGUUAGCAGAGAUCGUUGUAAGCUUAGCUGCUAUGUAGGUGUCAAGUUUUUGAAGAACAUCCUUGUCAAGGGUAUUGUCAACAAGGCAGCCAUGAAGGGCAUGUCUGAAAAUCUUGCUAUCUUUAUGCCUAUUGUUCAAAAUGAAGCCAACAAACAAACACCUAGAAAGAGAAGUGGUAGUAAAGAAAGCGUGGAUAUAGUCUCUUUAAAGCGUAUGGGUACAAUCAAACGACCUUCAAAGGAUACAAUAGCGAUUAGCAACGAAAAGAGCGAUCAAAAUCAAGGAUGGUAUGCACAAGUAGAACCUAUAAUUGACACUGUACGUGAUUUCGUGGAAGCUUUGCCUUUUACUGUUAAAGUAGGGGCUGGUGUCUUUUUGCUUUUGUGGAUUAUGUUUAGUUGGAUUCGUGCAGGUUCACGACAAAAGAUGACAGCAGUACACAGUAAUUAUGAUUCACAUUAUAAUGCUAAACAGGUUACUUCUCGCGCAGUCUACUUGCGUGAUUUGAAUGAAGGUCUAUUCAGUGCUCAGCUUCAAGCUCCUUAUGAACAUUCUGAAAGCUUUCGUUCCUUCUUGGAAUCAAAAUCUUUCAAUCAAAGCGUUGCUACACAACAUCGUUGGUUCAGUUCUCAUCAUCAUCAAUUUGCUAUCGAUUUACUGUUUAGUAGACAGAAAUUGGCCAUGCUUCGCCAUGAUACUUUAGUUUUGUUCCAAUUGGUAAACGAAGUAGAUGCUCAAUUACUCGAAAAUGAGUACACAAAUUGGUUAAUGGAUACACGACUUCGAUGCCGUGCUCCAGAUGCUGAUUAUACAAAUCUUCAUUGUGAUGAUGUGAAGCGACAAUUACGGUCAUUUGCUAUCGGAUCUUAAUCGUCAGUAAAUGUUAAUUUUGGUUUCCAUGUCGCCUAUUGAACUUUGAAAGAAAAUCAGGCGUUAUUUCUUGAAUAAAUCAUACAAAUAAUUCAUUCACAUUUUCUCUCUAUCCCUUUU